Molecule: messenger RNA, 3152 nt
Organism: Anguilla anguilla (European eel)
Lineage: Eukaryota; Metazoa; Chordata; Actinopteri; Anguilliformes; Anguillidae
Gene: wasf2
Product: WASP family member 2
Exons: 9
Coding region: 194-1639 (481 amino acids)
Biological process (GO): positive regulation of Arp2/3 complex-mediated actin nucleation; actin cytoskeleton organization
Cellular component (GO): cytoskeleton
Molecular function (GO): protein kinase A regulatory subunit binding; Arp2/3 complex binding; actin binding
Source: RefSeq, a predicted model, not a curated record
GGACUUUACUUCCUCUUCUGCUUGAUCGUAGCACUUACAGUCAUUGUAGACAUUUUUAAUGGUGCCAAAAGAUUCCGGACAUAAGGCGCAGAAUGAGAACAGUUCUCAUGUGAAAAUCAAGAUUUUCUUGAGUAAUACCACGUUUUCAUAUUGACGUGAGGAUCUCCCAUCACAACCACUGUGUGUGAACGCCAUGCCGUUGGUGACCCGCAACAUCGAGCCUCGGCAUCUCUGCCGACAGACCCUCCCCGAUGCCAUCAAGAGUGAGCUGGAAUGCGUGACCAACAUCACCCUCGCCAACAUCAUCCGACAGCUGGGCAGUCUGAGUAAGUACGCAGAGGAUGUUUUCGGGGAGCUCUUCAUCCAGGCCAGCACCUUUGCCGUGCGGGUCAACACCCUGGGCGAGAGGGUGGACCGGCUGCAGGUCAAAGUCACCCAGCUGGACCCUAAAGAGGAGGAAGUUUCCCUCCAGGCCAUCACAACUCGGAAGGCGUUCCGCAGCAACGUGACUCAGGACCAGCAGCUCUUCAUCCGACCAUCCCUACCCCUCCCAGUGCAGGAGACGUACCUCACCUGUGAUGAGCCACCGCCCCUCAACAAUCUCAGCAUGUACAGGGAGGAUGGUAAAGAGGCUCUGAAGUUUUACACUGACCCCUCAUACUUCUUCGACCUGUGGAAGGAGAAGAUGCUGCAGGACACCAAGGACAUUAUGAAGGAGAGGCGCAAGCACAGGAAGGAGAAGAGGGACAACCCGAACCGGGGCAACAUGAACCCACGGAAGAUCAAGACCCGCAAGGAGGAGUGGGAGCGGCGCAAGUGGGGCGAGGAGUUUGUGGUCCCCAAGCACGACGGGAGCGACGCGCUGAACGGCAGUAUCAGCUCUGGAGACGGGAUGGCCCCCAUGGGCUCAGACGGGUACCUGGACCAGAGCCAGGGCUCCUACUCCUUCGAUUCGGGCUCGCCCCUGCCCCCUCCCAUGGUGGACGACUUCCUGCCCCCCCCACCCCCGGACAUGACGUAUGAUGGACAGAGAGGAGCUCAAAACCAGAAGCGCAUAAGCACGCUGAGCCCCACCCACCCUCCUCCUGCCCCGCCCGUAGCCUCCUCACUUCCGGGCUCCCGUCCCAACCUGUCUCCUCCCCCCGCCCCCCCUCCCCCACCCCCCUGUGGCAUGGAUGUGCCUCCGCCUCCGCCGGGAUUCGAUUCUCCGCCCUCCCCCCCUCUGGCCGCCCCCUGCUCCUUCCCUUCUCCCCCGGCCCCGCCUCCUCCUCCCUCUAUGGAUCCUGGGGUCCCCGCCCCUCCCCCGUCCCUGCCCCCCGGCGGGCCACCCCCUCCUCCCCCUCCUCCUCCUCCUCCCGGGCCACCCCCUCCUUCCUUUGGCCCACCGCCGCCCUCCUCUGGCGGGGCUCCGCCCCCCCCGAAAGCUCAGCCGGCCCCCGAGGACGACCCACGCAGCGACCUGCUGCAGGCCAUCCGCCAAGGGUUCAACCUGCGGAAGGUGGAGGAGCAGAGGGAGCAGGAGAAGCGCGACCACGUGGGGAACGAUGUGGCGGCCAUUUUGUCGAGGCGUAUCGCCGUGGAGUGCAGCGACUCGGAGGAUGACUCAUCCGAGUUUGACGACGAAGAGUGGUCCGACUGAGUUCCUCUUCCUCAUCGUUCACCCUCUUACAGUGCUCCCAUCUUCCCCUCCCUUUCUCACCCCUUCCAGUGUUAAUCUGACCAUUGUUUCAUAAACAGGCAAUUUCUAUUGACAAAUAGGGGUCCAAAGUGUGUGUGUGCGUGCGCGCGCGUGUGUGUGUGCGUGUCCCUGUAUGUGUGCUUGGGUUAAUUCCAGCUCUGUUGCUGCUGUUUGAUGUGGUUGUUGUAGCAGCAGCUCCUCUCUGAGCAUGAAUUAUUUAGGGCUCCAGCAGUGGCUGUGUUCAGACAUAACCCCUCCCACCCCCGAGCCUGUGUGAGGCAGAGCCCAGAGCUGCUCCUCCCCCCAGCCGAGAGCCUUGAUCGCAUUACAUCAUGCCUGUCGCAUGAAGUAUUCAUGCCUUCUCAGCACAGCUCUGUCUCCCAGCCAGAGAUGAAAGGGAGAUUUGUGUGUUUGGGUGUGUGUGUGUGUGUGCGCGCGCUCGUGUAUGCAUGUGUGUGUGUGUGUGUGUGUGUGCGCUCGUGUAUGCGUGUGUGUGUGUGUGCUCGUGUAUGCGUGUGUGUGUGCGUGAGCGUGUGUGUGUGUGCGCGCACCCACGCGUGUGUCUGCCUGCGUGUGCGUGCAUGUGGGUUGGUUUUAGUGCUUGGAUGCUGACAGUCUGAGAUUUCUGUUGUAUCCAGUGCCUCAAAUGUCUUGUUCACCUCUUGACCUGAGUGCAUCUUGCCAGUGGUGUGAUGUCCACUCUGUCAGUGUCUAUUCUUUAUCCAAGCCAUAGCACAGCAGUACUGCAAUACUGUCAUGUUUAAUCAUUUUUAAUAUAAUCAAGUUUACUGUGUAUUCUCUGGUGUAUCCAAUCAUCCAAUCCUGUUUGUUUCUAAUCUUUUCCCGGUUUCCCUGUUGUCCUUGCUGUGAAAAGCAAGAAAGGUCCAAACAAUGUUGCUGUUGUGUGUUGUGAACAUUACGUGCAAUGCUGAUGACUGUACAUGUCAUAUAGUGUGGGGGUUUUGUAUGGGGAGGGUGCAUUGUGGACACCUCAUAUUGACACAGUGCUCUCAUCAUGUUGUCACAUUUGUGGCAAGGUUUGUGGCAUUGGUUUCCUCCGCUGUAGCUAUAGCAUGAGCUGUUGUCUCUGCUGCAGAGCCUAAUUAUGGAAGCCAUCUUAAGAGGGAGCACAGUGCUAUAUCCGUAUAUCUUAACAUGAAUUACUAAUAAUAUUGAUUUUGUAUGUCGAUCAAUCGGUGAACUGGAGAGUUGGAAGAGCAUAGUGCAUUAUGGGAAGCUGGGGGUAAUCUUUGCAGUUUGUGGCAGUGCUUGCUGUCUGAAUGCAAAUAUUAACAGUGUGGUAGGUCAAAAACAAUGAUUUAAUGAUUAAAUCCAGAAACCUUUUUUUUUUUUUGCUUUAAAGUAUCAUGGUGAAGUUAACGAGCCUUUGCCAGUCUUCAAAUCUGAUCCUUGUUUCAGAGCUGCCCAUCAGGGUGAGAGAGGUGAAUGACAGACUGAAUAAAUUAAAUGGUUA